CUCAAAGGAGUCACCACUGCGCGCGCUGCAGGAGAGAGUGGCAGAACGAGUCAGCCCCGGGCAGCAAGCGGAGGGGUGCCCGCUCGGCGACCGCUGCAGUGCAGACACCACUCAGGGCAGGGGGUCCCCGGCGGCUGGAACGCUCUUUUCUGAACCUCAGGUGGAUGAUGCUCUUUCCGAUGAACUGCUGAACACUCUGUGGACACAUCCCUGCUGUACCUUGGCCAUCAGCUGAGACAAGAUGGAAGACUCCUACAAGGAUAGGACUUCACUGAUGAAGGGUGCCAAGGACAUUGCCAAAGAGGUGAAGAAGCAAACAGUGAAGAAGGUGAACCAGGCAGUGGACCGGGCCCAGGACGAAUACACCCAGCGGUCCUACAGUCGGUUCCAGGAUGAAGAUGAUGAUGAUGACUACUACCCACCUGGAGAAACCUACAGCGGGGAGGCCAAUGAUGACGAAGGCUCAAGUGAAGCCACUGAGGGUCAUGAUGAAGAGGAUGAGAUCUAUGAAGGGGAGUACCAGGGCAUCCCCAGCAUGAACCAAGGGAAGGACACCAUAGUGUCUGUGGGACAACCCAAAAGAAAUGAGUACAAGGACCGCAAAGAGCUGGAAUCAGAGAGGAGGGCUGAUGAGGAAGAGCUGGCCCAGCAGUAUGAGCUGAUAAUCCAGGAGUGUGGCCAUGGGCGUUUCCAGUGGGCACUCUUCUUCGUCUUGGGCAUGGCUCUCAUGGCAGAUGGUGUGGAAGUGUUUGUGGUGGGCUUUGUGCUACCCAGUGCAGAGACAGACCUCUGCAUACCGAAUUCAGGAUCCGGAUGGCUAGGCAGCAUAGUGUACCUCGGGAUGAUGGUGGGGGCCUUCUUCUGGGGAGGACUGGCAGACAAAGUGGGAAGGAAGCAGUCUCUCCUGAUUUGCAUGUCUGUCAACGGAUUCUUUGCCUUCCUUUCUUCAUUUGUCCAAGGCUAUGGCUUCUUUCUUCUCUGUCGUUUGCUUUCUGGAUUCGGGAUUGGGGGCGCCAUUCCGACCGUGUUCUCCUACUUUGCCGAAGUCCUAGCCCGGGAGAAGCGGGGUGAGCACCUCAGUUGGCUCUGCAUGUUCUGGAUGAUUGGCGGAAUCUACGCUUCGGCCAUGGCCUGGGCCAUCAUCCCACACUACGGGUGGAGCUUCAGCAUGGGCUCAGCCUACCAGUUCCACAGCUGGCGCGUCUUCGUCAUCGUCUGUGCACUCCCGUGCAUCUCCUCUGUGGUCGCCCUCACCUUCAUGCCGGAAAGCCCCCGGUUCUUGCUGGAGGUGGGAAAACAUGAUGAAGCCUGGAUGAUUCUGAAGCUAAUUCAUGAUACCAACAUGAGAGCUCGGGGCCAGCCAGAGAAGGUCUUCACGGUAAAUAAAAUCAAAACUCCCAAACAAAUAGAUGAGCUGAUUGAGAUUGAGAGCGACACAGGGACGUGGUAUAGGAGGUGUUUUGUUCGGAUCCGCACAGAACUGUAUGGAAUUUGGUUGACUUUUAUGAGAUGCUUCAACUACCCAGUCAGGGAAAACACCAUAAAGCUCACCAUUGUUUGGUUCACACUGUCCUUUGGGUACUAUGGAUUGUCUGUUUGGUUCCCUGAUGUCAUCAAACACCUGCAGUCAGACCAGUAUGCCCUGCUAACGAAAAAUGUGCAAAAAGAUAAAUAUGCAAACUUCAGUAUUAACUUUACCAUGGAAAACCAGAUCCAUACUGGAAUGGAGUACGACAACGGCAGAUUCCUCGGAGUCAAGUUCAAGUCCGUAACUUUCAAAGAUUCGGUGUUUAAGUCGUGCACCUUUGACGAUGUGACCUCAGUCAACACCUACUUCAAGAACUGCACAUUUAUCGAUACCCUUUUUGAGAACACAGAUUUUGAGCCAUAUAAGUUCAUCAACAGUGAAUUUCAGAACUGCUCGUUUCUUCACAACAAGACAGGAUGCCAGAUUACUUUUGACGAUGACUAUAGUGCCUAUUGGAUAUACUUUGUCAACUUUCUCGGGACAUUGGCAGUGUUGCCAGGAAAUAUUGUCUCUGCUCUCCUGAUGGACAGAAUCGGACGCUUGACAAUGCUAGGCGGCUCCAUGGUGCUCUCAGGGAUAAGUUGUUUCUUCCUGUGGUUUGGUACCAGUGAAUCCAUGAUGAUAGGCAUGCUGUGUCUGUACAAUGGACUGACCAUCUCAGCGUGGAAUUCCCUUGAUGUAGUCACAGUGGAACUGUACCCUACAGACCGGAGAGCAACAGGCUUCGGCUUUUUGAAUGCGCUCUGCAAAGCUGCAGCCGUGCUGGGAAACCUAAUAUUUGGCUCCUUGGUCAGCAUUACCAAAGCAAUCCCCAUCCUGCUAGCUUCCACCGUACUCGUGUGUGGAGGACUCGUGGGGCUGCGCCUGCCAGACACACGAACCCAGGUUCUGAUGUGACGGAACAAAAGCCAUCUCCUUCUCCCACCGUGGGUCGGUCCUGCUGCCUGACUCGAGGCUGCAGAGUUAUUUUGUGUGUAGAAAGGCGGCCGAGUAUCAGAA
Messenger RNA from Phodopus roborovskii (desert hamster), 2527 nucleotides. RefSeq names its product synaptic vesicle glycoprotein 2C (gene Sv2c). Gene Ontology annotation, biological process: transmembrane transport; chemical synaptic transmission. Gene Ontology annotation, molecular function: transmembrane transporter activity. Lineage: Eukaryota; Metazoa; Chordata; Mammalia; Rodentia; Cricetidae. The record is from RefSeq and is a predicted model, not a curated record. Gene Ontology annotation, cellular component: membrane. Bases 242 to 2425 code for a protein of 727 amino acids. The transcript is spliced from 13 exons.